Molecule: messenger RNA, 6636 nt
Organism: Orcinus orca (killer whale)
Lineage: Eukaryota; Metazoa; Chordata; Mammalia; Artiodactyla; Delphinidae
Exons: 2
Coding region: 3435-4439 (334 amino acids)
Source: RefSeq, a predicted model, not a curated record
UGACAAUAGGUCUCAAAUCCGCCUCCCCAAAGGCAAGGGGCUUGGGGUAUCUAUGGGAUAAAGAAUAAAGAAGCAGGGCAGUAUGAGGCAUAGGGAGCAUGAGGAAAGGUGAUUGGAAAAAGGUGUGCUCAUCAUUGUUCUGAGUUGGCGUAACUAGGCUACGGGGCUCAGCACAUUCUCAGGCUGUAGUUUUCGGCCCUCUGAUGGCAGGAGGUCAAAAGGCACUGGCCCAGGUGGAAGAUCGGUGGUCCUCUCCAGUCUUAACCAGCUCAGCCUAACUAGACACAGCUGAUUCCAAGUUCCUGGACAAUACCCGGGGCAAACAUCUUAUUGCUUAUGCUACAUGCUAUUUGGAGGAUGUGCAAGUGUUCAAGCUACCUUGAGGAGUGAAGACAGGAUUUGACUAAUCCUUACACGUGGUUUCACCUCCAGAUGAGCAGAAGAGGCCUGUAGGCUGAAUCUGGCUCCUGGCACCUGGAAUUGGAGGCAGAUGGUUUAAAAACAGGCUCUCCCACCCUCUGUGUUAUCUUAGGUAGAUAGACUAUUGAACCUUUCUGUGCCUGUUUCUCCACCAGCAGCAUGGGGACACUCAGAGUCCCUCUCUUGGGGGCUGUUAUGGGGGUUCAGUGAGAUAUAGAUGCAUGCACAGGCACACGGGAGACACCCAGUGUGUGUUAGCUUCCUGCUUACUUUUAUUAGGAGACCAGUAUUGUUAGAAGAUUUCUGGUUUGGACAACAAAUUAGAUAGGUGGUCAUUACUAUAGUUUAUGCGACAGCAAUUCACAUUACCAUUUGCAAAAAAGCAGUUGGUUGUCCAGUGGGGAUUAUAAACAUCCAUUUACCAUGAGCUACUGAACAGAUACUUUACACAGUAACUACUUCAAGUACUAUUUAAGAUCAAUUCUCUAUGUUGUCUUAAGCAGUUGUUAACCCCCAAUUUCGUGAAUAGUACCAAGUAAGUCACUUGAACAUCAGCUAGAGCAAUCUAUUUCACUUAGCAAGCCUAAAGCUAUAGUUCAACAGUUUUAUUUACUGUUCUAUGACAAAAAUUACUCUCAACAGCUAUGCCCUGGAUAAGUAAUCAGCUAAAGCUAGUUUGACUGACCAAAUCUGAUUUACUGAGUUAAUAAGCCAGUUGAUUUAGAAAGGUCUAAUGUAUAUUUCUCAUCCAUUCAGCAUUAAACUGUUUCCCAUGCCUAAAAUGUCUUUUUUCCCAUUCGUACCUAUCCAAAUUCCUACUUCUGUGCUGUAGGGCUUGGCUGAACUACAACUGCCUUUAGUGACACUUUUCUCACCUGCACAAUUGGAGAUAAUUUUAGUCUCCUCAAGACUCCCACGGGGUUACCUCUGUUGUGACACUUGACGAUUUGGUGGCAUAUUAUUUUAUUUUAUUUUAUUUUAUUUUAAAUAGCCUUCCAUUACUCCGUGCACAUCAAACAGUAAAUGCUUUCUCCUAGUAAAGGUGCAUAACAAUUUUCUGAACUCUUCUGCUCUGGGCAAGAUUCAUAAAUACACCAGGCAAACAUAGUGAAAGAGGAGACAGUACUUGUGUUAUAUUCAGUUGGGUCUUGAUACCUAAGUGUGACUCUUAACCAAGGAUUAUGCAGUAAUUAAGGACACAGGUUAAAGUUGUUUAGAGUGUGUCCUAAAGUCUCACUGGCAGAAUUUAAAUCUCUACUCUGGAAAUUGUAGACCUGAGACAGAUUACUUCCCUAAACUUCAUUUCCUACAUCUGAGGAAGAUAAUAGUAUCUACCUUGCAGUAGACUGAAUAGUACCAUUGCCCCCAAAUGUCCACCUUCUAAUCCCCAGAACCUGUGAAUGUCACCUUAAAUGGCAGAAGGGACUUUGCCAAUGGGAUGAAAGUAAGGGUUUUGAGAUGGGGAGAUUCUUCUGGCCUACCUGGAUGGACCCAGAUGUAACCACUGGUGUUCUCGUAAGAGAGAGGCAGAGGGAGUUUUUACUCCAAAGAGAAUGUGAUGAUGAAGUUGGGGUUGGAUUGAUGUGGCCAGAAGUCAAGGAAUGCUGUCAAGGAAACAGAUUCUCCCUUAGAGCCUCUAGAAGGUGGAUGGACGGCCUUGUCAACUCCUGGUUCCAGCCCAGGGAAACUGGUUUUGGACCUCUGUCUUCCAGAACCAUAAGAGAAUGAGUGUGUUUUGUUUUACGCAAGCUCAUUGGUAGUAAUUUGUUACAGCAGCCAUAGGGAACUAAUGCGUACCUCAUAGGAACUAUUUCUCCAAUUAAAAUGUGUGACUGGAAACACACUUGGUGGCAUGUCUGACACCCGGUAGGUAUGCUACUGUGGGUAGUUCUUGGAAACUAAAGCCUUGGUUUUUGAGGAAUCAUCAAAACCAGUACAAUGGUUGCCAUGUUCCUCCUUGUUCAUCCUGGUGACAAACCUGUAGAGAGAGCUCCAUCCUUUCCCACAGGACACCCACCCCUAGUACUUACAGGGAAGAGGUUAUGUCUCACUUCAGGCACCUUCCUCUUUUCCUUUCUACUUUUUUUUUUUCAUUAAUCUUCAUCCAACUGGCCUUUCUAAGUUAAAAAAAAAAACAAGACAAAACCAUUUCUCAAUGGAUUCAGAUACUACCCCAAGUUAAUAAUCCAACCAUGUUCUUGUUCUUCCGGGUCUCAUCACCAGAAAUUUCUGAGCUGAAAUCCUCUCUAGUUUCUAGGAUCAGUCACUUUCUAAUUUCUCCCUUCUCAAGUUCAGAGUCUUGUCAGUUUAGUCCCUUCCCUAACCACAACAUCUAUUAAGGUGACACAGCAAAGUGAUGAAAGUCUCGACGGUCUGGUUUUCAUCCUGGGUUUCUGCCCGCUACUUACUAUGUGGCAUUAGACAAGCUAUUCAACCCCUCUGGGCCUCAGUUUCCCCCAAAAAAGGUGAAUAUUAUGAACAUUACCUACCUAUAGGUUUGCCAUUAUGAGGAUUAAGUGAGUUAAUAUUUGCUAAGCACUUAGAAGAUUACUUGUUAUAGUCUAAGCACUACAGUUGUGCUUGUUAAUAAUAAUAAAUGCAAUUCCAAGCGUAUAACUUACUCAACUUUCUGUCAUAACUUUGAAGUGUUGGUCUAUCUGUUGGCCAGCGUUGCAGGUAAAUGAGUCGAGGCAUGGGCUGAGGCAUUGCUACCAGUGAGUGGUGUGUUCCCAGAACUAGGAACAGCCAUGUGAAAUAGGUAGCGGUUCUACGUGGAGACAGGGCAGACUGGAAAAUAACAGCGCUGGGAAGGAGGUGUGGUGUCCAUAGGUUUGGUGUCAGAGCUGCUGCCUGCUGAAGCACCGAUGCCGGCUUAAGCCGUAAAUGGGGGGGGGCUGGGGAAAACAGGGGCAGAAUAGAAAGGGAAAACAGGGGAAGAACGGAGAAAGAUAGCCUAGGGAGGAGGUGUGGUGUCCAUAGCUUCGGGGUCAGAGGUGCUGCCUGCUGCAGCACCGAUGAUACCCGAAGCCGUAAAUGGGGUGCUGGGGAAAAGGGGGGCAGAAUGGAAAGGGACAACAGGCGCAGAACGGAAAACGAUAGCCUGGGAAGGAGGUGUGGUGUCCAUAGCUUCGGGGUCAGAGGUGCUGCCUGCUGCAGCACCGAUGACCCCCGAAGCCGUAAAUGGGGUGCUGGGGAAAUGGGGGGCAGAAUGGAAAGGGACAACAGGGGCAGAACGGAAAACGAUAGCCUGGGAAGGAGGUGUGGUGUCCAUAGCUUCGGGGUCAGAGGUGCUGCCUGCUGCAGCACCGAUGACACCCGAAGCCGUAAAUGGGGUGCUGGGGAAAAGGGGGGCAGAAUGGAAAGGGACAACAGGGGCAGAACGGAAAACGAUAGCCUGGGAAGGAGGUGUGGUGUCCAUAGCUUCGGGGUCAGAGGUGCUGCCUGCUGCAGCACCGAUGACACCCGAAGCCGUAAAUGGGGUGCUGGGGAAAAGGGGAGCAGAAUGGAAAGGGACAACAGGGGCAGAACGGAAAACGAUAGCCUGGGAAGGAGGUGUGGUGUCCAUAGCUUCGGGGUCAGAGGUGCUGCCUGCUGCAGCACCGAUGACACCCGAAGCCAUAAAUGGGGUGCUGGGGAAAAGGGGGGCAGAAUGGAAAGGGACAACAGGGGCAGAACGGAAAACGAUAGCCUGGGAAGGAGGUGUGGUGUCCAUAGCUUCGGGGUCAGAGGUGCUGCCUGCUGCAGCACCGAUGACACCCGAAGCCGUAAAUGGGGUGCUGGGGAAAAGGGGAGCAGAAUGGAAAGGGACAACAGGGGCAGAACGGAAAACGAUAGCCUGGGAAGGAGGUGUGGUGUCCAUAGCUUCGGGGUCAGAGGUGCUGCCUGCUGCAGCACCGAUGACGCCCGAAGCCAUAAAUGGGGUGCUGGGGAAAAGAGGGGCAGAAUGGAAAGGGAGAACAGGGGCAGAACGGAAAACGAUAGCCUGGGAAGGAGGUGUGGUGUCCAUAGCUUUGGGGUGAGAUGGGCUGCCUGCCUGAUCUGAGAAAAGCGAGUGAAAGUGGGAGAGCUUCUCCCUAGCUGCUAACUCUUCUCAAGGUCUAGCACGCUCUGAACACUGGCCGGCUCAGCCUGGGUGUUGACAUUGCAUUGUACGUGUCACAGAGCAAGGGCGGGUCAGGGGGUGGUAUGGGGGCCCCACACAAGCCCAGGCCCUGGAGAAACCCGGCCCGAGGGCAAAGAGCCCGACCCCUUCUGGGCUUUCUAGCGGCUGGGACUUGUCGCUGUGGGUGGCAGGUGUUUGGCACCGGAUGGGUCACCAUGCGGAGACUGUUGGGGACUGUGGAAGUCUUCUCCUCCAGAGCUCACCCUGCCUGGGCACCGGCUCUGCAGACCCCUCAGCCCUGGCUAUGUAUCGGCCAGCCCUUCCCCGCAACGGGGCCCAGAGGCCAGAGCAUGCCCAGAGCUGAGUGGAGGAGGCACCCAGAGUUUGCCAGGCUGUGGCCCGCCACCUCCGUGGACCUCCCCAGCUUGUCCGCGAGCCCUGGAGACAGGAGCGCCUUCUCCAGGGCUGCUGAGCUACCAGCAUCACCAUGAGCCAGGCGGUGAAGGUUUCUGAGCAGGGGAUGCAGAGCCCUGACGCGACUGGAUGCUGCACCCCACGAUGUCCCUUCCUGGCAGGUAGGUUCUUUCUUCAUUUGUUUUUCGAAAUUUGGUAAAAGAACACUUAAACCUUCGACUGUUCUUCAGGGUAUACAGAUGGUAGUGGCUUAGCCGGGAUUCGAAGCAAGCCUGUGUGAUUCCAGAGCUCGUGCUCUGGACUCUGGUGCCUCCUUAUCAUAUAUGCUUCAUGUGUUACUUUUAGCCCUAAGUGCCAUACCUGUAAUGAACACAUACACUGCCCUGUAGGAGGUGUUCUUUUGUUCAACGCGUGAAUUGGUCAUCCACCACACUGGGUUCUAAUCUCAGAAGCUAGGUCAGGGACCACCAGUUGUCAGCAUAGCACCAUCCCACAUUUCUAAUUGAGGCUUGCAGCCUAGAUUUGUCCCUUUGGUCUAGUUUGAAGGAUCCAGGUAUGUAAAGCUUAUAUUCUAGAUAAAUCAGGGGCUCUCCUGAAAGGAAUUCAUCAAUGAAUUAUUCUGUAUGGAUUAGAAGCCAGUUUCUCUGGCCUUCCUGGAGUAUAUCCAGUAAGGCAUCUCAUUCAUGUCUAGAAAGCAAAUAUAUCAUUUAUUGCAACUUCAGCAUGGAGCGAUGUAUUGGUUUAAAAUAAAGUACGAUCAACACGAUUUGGUCAUUGUGAGUAUGCCGGCUGGGUCCACUCUUUACUACACAUAUGUAACUCUAGAGCUUCUUACGCCCCAUAGAGGAGACAUACUCUUGUGUGUCUAGGACAAGGGAAACGUGUGUUGUUAUUCAGGAGCUGGAAGCUACAGCAUGACAGGAAAGAACUGAAAAAUCCUGGUCUUGGUCUACACAUCACUUUACCUUGUUCGAAUCUUGUUUCUUUGGCUUGCUUCAUUGGAGUGUUUUCUCUCUCCUGGGACUGACAUUGUGUGUUAUAUAUCAGGCAUGUAACAUGUAGAAGUUUCAGAACCAGUGAAACUUUGUAUAUUUUUGUUUAAAAUCUAUUUAAAAUCACACUGGGCAUAAUUCAUAUAUUCCAAAAGUAGUUUGACCCUCUGCUCAUGAGAUUCUUUUUAUGGUAUGUCAAAGCAAAUUUGGACUUCCAUCCCCAAUAAACUUUGAGGUUGGAGGACACAAAAGCUUUUGCUCAGACCUAAAUUCUGUCUGAAGAAAAAGGGUAACUAUUAUAAGCCCUUUCUAACCUCUCCAGGAGCAGAAAUGAUUUACAGCUAUGGCAUUGAACCAUAAUUUCUUGAUCUCAUUUGAGAAGAGCUCAGUGAGAAACCGUGUCUUGAUUUUUGUUUGUUGGUUCCCUGUUUUCUUGUCUUGCUUACCAACAAUCCACUGUAAUCCAUGAGUGAGUAUGGCAGCAGGCUGAGUGUUCCCUGGAGCUCAUUAAGUGAACGUUUUUUCCUAAAAUGACUUUUGUCUCCUUGUUUUCAGCCCCUCUUCUUUCCUCUGUCCUUUACUAUAACCAGGGCUCAGCAAAAGCUGCCUGGCUUUGUGCAGACCCUACUUAGGGUAGUCUUUUCUUCAUUAUUUUAUUCAUGGCCCCUCCAUUUCAUUGUUUGCCUUCUCGAAAUGUGUUGAAAUCUU